CUGGUCUAUGGCAUCUGAGACUGACAUAAUGAUUCAGCCAAACUGGGCACCUUCCAUUUUAAUGUAUUCAGCAUCUCUAGUUCAAUUUUGAGGAUAAUGUGGUGCUAAUGUUGAAGAAGUCCAUGUUUUCUGCGACAAUCUGAGGUGUUAAUAAGAAUGAUGAAGAUACCAUUACUAAGAAAUGCAAUAUAAAAUCAGCAGAGAUGAGGCAUGGCAAGAGUGCUUACAGCAGCAAGGUUGGGUUUUUAAAUAAGUGAAGUCUAAACUAGAAAUGAGGAAUGAAUAAUUUCAAAAGUAGUAGAGGAUAAAUACAAAUUUUGCUAGCACUUGUGAUUUUAUUCCUGUUAAGUACUGACCUUGAUUGUGCUAAAAUGUUGAACCAGUUGCCGGAAAUAGGCCAAAUUGAUCGAUUGCAGCAGAAUCCUGCUGGUGAACACUUCAGGGAAAUGAGGAAACGAGGAGAGGAAGAAAAAAAAAGAUGAGAGUAGGUGAAAAAGAGGAACAUAUAUCUUUUUAUUUGGGAAAGAGGCCAUUUCCAUGCUUGCAGCUGUUGCCACUCAUAGGAUGUCUAACUAGAGAGAGAGAACUUAGUGGAGAAGUGACUCAUACCCAGUUCAUAUUGCCAAUUAGUUUUGCUUGAAAGAUGAGAUCAAACAAAUGGGACCAUACAUAGAGGUCAACAGCUGAAUCAUUUUUUGGGAGAGGGACCAAAUUGAUUUCUUAUUGCCUUGCUGACCACAGUUCCAAUUCGCCUGGAUCAAGCUUAAACAUGACUUUAUGACAAAGCAGCCAGGAUUAAAAUACCUGUUAUCACUGCUUCGACUAAUUUUCUUCUAAGCUUGGCACUGAAGAGCAGAAGAAUGGACUUUUUUGGCAGUCUCAAGUCAUCUUCUAAUUGUUGACAGGGAAAUCAGGAGGUGAAGAAGAUACCAAGCAAUCUAAGAAUCCAAUAUCAAAAAAAGUAUCGAUCACAUGGAUUCCUGUAUCCAUCUGCCGACUCCGCCGACAUCCGUAGCGAUCGGUCAACAUGACAGGCAACGCGGUCUCCGCCUAACGGUUAAAUAAAGAUGGCCAAUGGCGAGAUCAUCGUCGUCCCCUUCCACGACUCCAGCCACAUCUUCCCGACCACCGAGCUUGCCAGCCGGCUCGCCUCCCGUGGUUACCGUGUCACCCUCCUCCUGCCGUCGGCUUCGUCCUCCUCCAGCUCCCUCCACCCUCUGAUCCGAAUCAUGGAGUACUCCAUGCCCCGACCUUCUGGUCCUCCUCCUCUUUUGCCAUCGUCGUCAUUGUCCUUGUCUUGCGCUUCCCCGAGGCCACACUCCCGGAAUGACUGCUCUGCCUUCCGUGAUCUUCUUGCCGAGCGAUUUAAUGGCGGCGGCGACGAUAUGUCUCCCCCGGUGUGCGUCAUCGUUGACGUGAUGAUGAGCCAGCUGCUGGAUGUCUGUGGGGAAUUCGGGGUCCUCGCGGUUCUUUUAUUCACUUCCAGUGCGUGCUCGACCGCCAUGGAUCACGCCGCGUCAAAGCUAUCGACGGCGGACCUCGGCCCGGGUGGAAUGGUGAGUGUUCCCGGCUUGCCAGAGGAGAUGGUUCUGACGGCCGCCGAUCUGAUGAGUCAGGGCCCGCCACCGCUGCCUUUUGGAUCGGGGGAUCUUGCUUUCGAAGAGGUUGCCACUGGGGCGGAUGAUGCUGGGCCACCGCCUCCACUGGUUUGGCCGUCGCCACCGUUGCCCGGCCUCCAUGGACGUCCGCCACCGCCACCACCGGAUUUUGGACUUCAGUAUGUGCCGCUGCUUCCGCGUGGAUGGGGGCACCAAGAUGGUCCUCCACCGCCACCACCGUUCCUACCGGGGCAUCAAGCUCGCCUUCCGCCGACCCAAAGCCGAGGGGUUCCAGUUGUCCCGCCACCGCCACCGCCACCGUUUCUGCCAGGAGGCGGUUUUGCCUCACCAAAGCUUCCAUUCGGUGGAGGCUCUCCGCCUCAAGCUAAGCCAGCAACCCCGAGUGGCCCGCCGCUGUUCCGGCUACGAGAAGGCGGCGGUCCAACCCCACCACCAGGGCCAUGGCGUGGAGGAGGCCCGCAACAUGACCUCGCAGAAACCAAGGCAGUCGCGCUUCUGUUCAACACCUGUGAUGCUCUGGAGCGGCCGUUCCUGGACUACGUCGCCGACGAAGCCAAGAAGCCGGUCUGGGGCAUCGGCCCUCUCCUCCCUUCCCAAUAUUGGUCCGCCACCGGCUCCGUCAUCCACGACAAUGCCAUCAGGCCCAAGGGCCGCGGAGACGGAGACGCCGCCAUCGCCUCCGAGACCGACGUCCUCGAGUUCCUCGACUCCAAGCCCCGUGGCUCGGUGAUUUACAUCUCCUUCGGGUCCCUGGUCGUCCCCAGCGACGCGGAGCUUGCAGCACUGGCGUCAGCCCUGGAGGAGUCGAGUCGGCCGUUUAUCUGGGCCAUCCAACCACGGGCCAUGAGGCACGACGCGGAUGGGCGGCCUGUGGAGGUAGGCGGCGGGGUGGGUUACUUCCCGGAAGGGUUGGCGGAGCGGGCGGCGGGGAGGGGGCUGGUGAUCCACGGGUGGGCGCCGCAGCUCCUGAUACUAAGCCACCCAGCCACCGGGGGGUUCGUGACGCACUGCGGGUGGAACUCGACGGUGGAGGUGCUCGGCCGCGGGGUCCCCGUGCUGACCUGGCCGGUGCACGGGGACCAGGUCUGGAACGCUAAGCUCGUGGCGAGGAGGCUGAGGACGGGGCUGGCGAUCAAGGACGAGCGCGGGGCGGUGACGAAGGCGAAGGUGGCAGAGGCGAUCGAGCGGUUGAUGUCGGACGUAGGGACGAGGGAGCGGGCAGCGGCGCUGGCGGGGGGGCUGUUCGCGGGAGGCUUCCCUGCGAGCUCCGAGGCCGCUUUGGAUGCUCUGCUGGAUUUCGUGGCGGCGAAGUGUCAGAGAAAAUGAACCAGGAUGACCGUUGAGAUCUCCAUGACGGCAUGAUCACAGCCGUCGAUUAUACUUACGCUGUAAAAUGAUCACGGCCUGUAAAAUGAUUACUAUAGCAAUCUAUAUUAUGCGGGUGUCUAUAACUA
This is a messenger RNA of Musa acuminata AAA Group (dessert banana), 3073 nucleotides long. RefSeq lists its product as uncharacterized. Gene Ontology annotation, molecular function: UDP-glucosyltransferase activity. NCBI's taxonomy places the organism in Eukaryota, Viridiplantae, Streptophyta, Magnoliopsida, Zingiberales, Musaceae. The record is from RefSeq and is a predicted model, not a curated record. Bases 1068 to 2945 code for a protein of 625 amino acids. The transcript is spliced from 5 exons.